AUGGUUGGGAGCGUGCACGUCAAUGGAUCGGCGAACGGCGCGAACGGCACCGAGGAUCGGCUGGACGAGCUGCGCCGGCUGCUCGGCAAGUCCGACGGCGACCUGCUCAAGAUCGUCAGCAUCGGCGCCGGCGCCUGGGGAAGCGUCUUUGCAGCCCUCCUGCAGGACGCCUACGGCCACUUCAGGGAGAAGGUGCAGAUACGGGUGUGGCGUCGGCCGGGGCGGGCGGUGGACCGGUCCACCGCCGAGCAUCUGUUCGACGUGAUCAACUCACGGGAGGACGUGCUGAGGCGCCUCAUCCGCCGCUGCGCCUACCUCAAGUACGUCGAGGCGCGGCUGGGUGACCGGACCCUGUACGCCGACGAGAUUCUAAGGGAUGGGUUCUGCUUGAACAUGGUCGACACGCCCCUCUGCCCGUUGAAGGUGGUCACCAACCUGCAGGAAGCUGUCUGGGAUGCUGACAUUGUGGUGAAUGGCCUGCCAUCCACUGAGACGAGGGAGGUGUUUGAGGAGCUCAGCAAGUAUUGGAAGGAGCGGAUCAGCGUUCCGGUCAUCAUUUCCCUUGCAAAGGGGAUAGAAGCCUCCUUGGACCCAAUUCCGCGUAUCAUCACGCCUACACAAAUGAUCAGCUCCGCAGCUGGCGUUCCAACUGAGAAUAUACUCUAUCUUGGAGGCCCAAACAUCGCCUCAGAAAUUUAUAACAAAGAAUAUGCAAAUGCUCGAAUCUGCGGAUCCACCAAGUGGAGGAAACCUCUCGCUAAGUUUUUGAGGCAACCACAUUUCAUUGUUUGGGAUAACAGUGACAUUGUCACUCAUGAGGUUAUGGGCGGACUGAAGAACGUAUAUGCUAUUGGUGCUGGAAUGGUGGCAGCUUUAACAAACGAGAGUGCAACAAGCAAAUCAGUUUAUUUUGCUCACUGCACGUCGGAGAUGAUAUUCAUUACCCAUCUACUGACAGAACAGCCAGAGAAACUUGCUGGCCCUCUGUUGGCUGAUACUUACGUCACUCUCCUGAAAGGUCGCAAUGCAUGGUACGGGCAAAUGCUAGCGAAGGGAGAACUCAGGCUCGAUAUGGGUGACAGUAUCAAGGGAAAGGGGAUGAUUCAGGGUAUUUCUGCUGUUGGUGCAUUUUAUGAGCUGCUCAGUCAACCCAGCUUAAGUGUGCUACACCCAGAGGAAAACAAGCAAGUUGCUCCUGCUGAACUGUGCCCAAUUCUGAAGAGGCUUUAUAGAAUUCUGAUAAAAAGGGAGCUCCCAGUGGGAGACAUCCUCCAAGCCCUGAGGGACGAAACCAUGAACGACCCCCGUGAGAGGAUCGAGAUGGCGCAGAGCCACACAUUCUACCGCCCGUCUCUCCUUGGGAAGCCGUGA
This is a messenger RNA of Triticum turgidum subsp. durum (durum wheat), 1371 nucleotides long. The record is from the annotation of a GenBank genome assembly. NCBI's taxonomy places the organism in Eukaryota, Viridiplantae, Streptophyta, Magnoliopsida, Poales, Poaceae.